Messenger RNA from Lipotes vexillifer (Yangtze River dolphin), 1557 nucleotides. It is a transcript of the gene ADGRG5, whose product is annotated as adhesion G protein-coupled receptor G5. The record is from RefSeq and is a predicted model, not a curated record. Gene Ontology annotation, biological process: adenylate cyclase-activating G protein-coupled receptor signaling pathway; cell surface receptor signaling pathway. Lineage: Eukaryota; Metazoa; Chordata; Mammalia; Artiodactyla; Lipotidae. Gene Ontology annotation, molecular function: G protein-coupled receptor activity. Gene Ontology annotation, cellular component: plasma membrane.
AUGGAUCGCUGCGGGGCCCUUUUCCUCUGCCUGUGCCUCUUGAUGUCUCAGAGCAGAACAGAAGAGGCAUCCCAAGAAAUCCUGCGCUGGAUGGAGAGAAUGGAGAUGGAAGCCAGGAGCCGGAGCCUCACUUCUUUUGCUGAGCUCAUCCAUGGCCUAGAGUCAAGGCUACUCAAUGCCAGCUUUGGGGGCCAUAAUCUCACUUUGCGGACACAUACCAUCCAGACGCUAGCUUUCAAGCUGGACUGCAACUUCACUGGCCUCUCACUGAGAAGUGCUGCUCUGCAGCAGGUCCCCCAAGCCCAGGUCCCACUCGCCAUGCAGUUCCCAGCUGAGCUGACUCGGGAUGCCUGCAGGGUGCGCCCCAGGGAGCUGACUCUCAUCUGCAUCUACUUUUUCAACACCCGCUUUUUCCAGAAAGACAUCAAUUCAUCUGUGCUCAAUAACUAUGUUCUGGGGGCCCAGCUGAGCCAUGGACAAGUGAGCAACCUCCGUGAACUGGUGAACAUCAGCUUCUGGCACAACCAAAGCCUGGAAGGCUAUACGGUGACCUGUGUCUUCUGGAAGGAGGGAGCCAGCAAGCACCACUGGGGGGCCUGGAGCACUGAGGGCUGUCGCACAGAGCAGCCCUCACCUUCCCAGGUGCUCUGCCGCUGCAACCACCUCACCUACUUUGCUGUUCUCAUGCAACUCUCCCCGGCCCCGGUCCCCGAAGAGCUGCUGGCGCCCCUCACAUACAUCUCCCUGGUGGGCUGCAGCAUCUCCAUCGUGGCCUCGCUGCUCACUGCCCUGCUCCACCUCCAUGCCAGGAAGCCGAGUGAUUCCAUUACGUACAUCCACGUGAACCUGCACGCCUCGGUGCUACUCCUCAAUGUCGCCUCCCUGCUGAGCCCAGUGCUGGCCGUGCCCCCCGUGCCUGAGUCAGCAUGCGUGGCACUGGCUGCCACCCUGCACUACGCACGGCUCAGCUGCCUCACCUGGAUGGCCAUUGAAGGCUUCAACCUCUACCUCCUACUUGGGCACGUCUACAACAUCUACAUCCGCCGAUACGUGCUCAAGCUCUGUGCCCUGGGCUGGGGGGUCCCGGCCUUCCUGGUACUGCUCCUUCUUGCCGUCAAGAGCUCAGUUUACGGACCCUACAGGAUCCCGCUCUCCGACAGCCAGGGGAACAGCACGGGCUUCCAGAACACGUCCAUAUGCUGGGUGCGGAACCCCUGGGUGCACGGUGUCCUGGUCAUGGGCUCUGGUGGCCUCACCUCCCUUUUCAACCUGGUGGUGCUGGCCUGGGCGCUACGGGUCCUGCACAGACUGCGGGCGCAGGAGAAGGCGCUGGGCCCCCGGGCCUGCCGGGAUACCGCCCCCGUGCUGGGCCUCAUGCUGCUGGGCGCCACCUGGACCCUGGCCUUCUCCUUCGGUGUCUUCCUGCCGCCNNCGCUCUUCCUCUUCACCACCUUCAAUUCGCUGUACGGUUUCUUCCUCUUCCUGUGGUUCUGCUCCCAGAGGCGCCGCUCACAGGCAGAGAUGGAGGCAUUCAGCUCUUCCCAGAUGGUGCAGUAG